Medicago truncatula (barrel medic) is the source of this 1544-nucleotide messenger RNA. RefSeq names its product protein ANTI-SILENCING 1. The record is from RefSeq and is a predicted model, not a curated record. The transcript has 3 exons. Bases 238 to 969 code for a protein of 243 amino acids. Gene Ontology annotation, molecular function: chromatin binding; RNA binding. Lineage: Eukaryota; Viridiplantae; Streptophyta; Magnoliopsida; Fabales; Fabaceae.
AUCCUAGACUUUGGUGUUGGACAGACAAAAUAUCACAUAACACCACCACUUAAGUCAAUUUCACGGAAUCACAUGCCCUCGAGAUUUUCAAAAGCUAUGACAAGUGUACUACAUAAAGCUGACAUGUGUAAGUAAGUAACUUUUACAAAAUUACCACCCUCCUUUUUCUUACAAGGAAUAAAAUAAAAUUACCACCACCGUGAUUUGGAUCAAAGUACACUGUAAACGUAAAAAUUGAUGAAUAUCUUCUUCACAAAUCACAAGUACAGAAGAAGAAGAAAAAGAAGACGUCGCAGUCAUACUGCACCGCAAACUGCGCACUUCACACCCUAUAAAUCAACAUCAGUACUAUUCUCUCUCUCUCUCUCUCCUCACUCCUCCAUGGCAGCAACAAAACCAAACUCCACUCUCUCUCCACCACCGUCACCCGAAACCCUAGAAUUCAAAUGGGGUAAAAAACGCGGCAAAGGAGGCAAAAAACGCGACACACAAUUCUACGAAUCAUUCACUUUCGACGGUGAAGACUAUUCUCUCUUCGAUACCGUUUAUCUUCAAAACGGAAAUGAGCCGCAGUCAGAGCCGCAUAUCGGUAAAAUCAUUAAGAUUUGGGAAGUUCCUAAUCGUGAAAAGGCUAAGAAGGUUAAGAUUCAGUGGUUUUUUCGACCUCGUGAAGUUUCCAAGUUUUUGAAGAGGAUUCAGAUUUAUUAUAAUGAGCUUUUCUUUGCUACUGGUGUUGGUAAUGGUCUUACCAAUAUCAAUCCUGUGGAAUCUAUUGCUGGGAAAUGCAAUGUUGUUUGCAUUUCUAAGGAUGCUAGGAAUCCACAACCAUCAGAUGAAGCAGUUCAGAAUGCUGACUUUGUGUUCUAUCGCUACUUUGAUGUUGGGCAGCGUAAAAUAGUGGAGGAGGAGGAGGUAGAUGAAAAGAGUGUCGGAAUUGAUGUUAAAAAACUAUUUAACAAAAUGCCAUAGUCAAAAGUUUGCUGCUGCUGUAAAACAUUAUUUAUACAAGAAAGGAGUUGGUGAAGAGUGCCUUGAAAAGUAGUGAAAUUGCUUUUCUGAGUAAUUAAAAGAAAAAAUAGCCAGUCUGUAGUUAAAAGGUAGCUGGCAAAUAUGUUGUUACAUUAGUUACAGAAAGGAGAUGUUUAAUUUACUUGGAAUAGUAAAUAACUAUGGAGGAAAACCGUCUUAGAAGACAAACUUUAGAGGUUCAAUUGUGUUGUUACAUUAGUUACAGAAAGGGGAUGUUUAAUUUACUUGAAAUAAUAAAAACCUAUGGAGGAAAAGCCUUCUUAGAUGAAUAAAUCUUGAAGGUUCAGUUAUUUUUGCGACAAAGAGGAAGUUUUUUUGUCGGGUAUACAAAUUUGGUGUUUCUGAUAUUUAUUUCUGAAAUUUGGUGCCUUUGAAUUAUUGUAGUUUUAUAGCCUGAUGUGAUUCGUAUUGAGUUCACUUACUAUCAUUGUUAUUAUUUAAAAGAGAUUGAGUAUGGUUACUUAUAAACAGCCAUUUGAAUCAACUCAUAACUUCCUAUAAUUUAGGUUUUUUUA